UUGUGUCGAGGUUAACGUUAGCGAGUGUGAGGGCGGUGGAAGUGCAGACUUUACACCGGGUUUCGCCGACACCGAGGAAAACGCCGGGGGAUAGUGAAGCUACGGUGACCAGAGCCCUCGUAUCUUUUUCAUAAAGAGAAACACCGGACUGUGACGUUGAGCAGACGGGACGAGGUAUUCCACCACUGACCGACGAUAACAGGAAGAACUUCAACGGACGGAAGUGAGGACAUUUUGUGCAACUUUGAGCUGUCAGCUGUGCCGAGGCUUUUCGGGGGAGAAGACUUCACAGCCGAGGGGACCCCGAAGCGGCCCGGUUCCACAUCAGCGACCGAAGCCGGGGGGAGCGGAGGGGCCGCGUAGCCGAGGAGCGGCGCGUCGGACAGCGGAUCGGUAGCCGAGUGUUGACCUGCGCGUAGAGAAGUAAUCACCGGGGGCCGGGUCAUCCGGACAGAGACCUCAUGAAUGGAAAUCGGAACAACAGGAGACGUUGGAGCAGCCGUUGAGCCCCAAGUCCUUUUCUCGUUGCCAAGGCGACCUGGAUAUGGCACCCUUGGGAAGCCCAUCAAACUAUUGGCCAACUGCUUCCAGGUGGAAAUACCCAAAAUCGAUGUCUAUCUGUAUGAGGUGGAUAUCAAGCCUGAUAAAUGUCCACGCCGGGUUAACAGAGAGGUGGUGGACUCCAUGGUUCAGCAUUUUAAGGUGACCAUCUUUGGCGACUGUCUGCCAGUUUACGAUGGAAAGAGAAGCCUCUACACGGCCAGCCCCAUUCCUGUGGCCACUGGUGGGGUUGAUCUGGAUGUCACCCUACCAGGGGACGGGGGGAAGGACCGCCCAUUCAAAGUCACCAUCAGGUUUGUGUCGUUAGUCAGCUGGCACAUGCUGCACGAAGUCUUGACUGGGCGCGCCGUGGCUGAGCCGGUGGACCUGGAAAAACCCAUCAGCACCAACCCUGUACAUGCCGUGGACGUCGUCCUUCGACACCUGCCCUCCAUGAAGUACACACCUGUUGGACGGUCCUUCUUCUCCUCUCCAGAGGGAUACGAUCACCCGCUCGGUGGAGGAAGAGAGGUUUGGUUUGGAUUCCAUCAGUCAGUGCGGCCAGCUAUGUGGAAAAUGAUGCUCAACAUCGAUGUGUCAGCCACAGCAUUUUAUAAAGCCCAGCCAGUCAUCCAGUUCAUGUGUGAGGUCCUGGACAUUCACAACAUUGACGAGCAGCCUCGCCCCCUCACCGACUCCCACAGAGUUAAAUUCACCAAAGAGAUCAAAGGUCUUAAAGUGGAAGUGACACACUGUGGAACCAUGCGUAGGAAGUACAGAGUCUGCAAUGUGACACGACGCCCUGCCAGCCUCCAAACAUUUCCACUCCAGCUUGAGAGCGGCCAGACGGUUGAGCGUACAGUGGCGCAGUACUUCAGAGAGAAAUACAGCUUGCAGCUAAAGUACCCACACCUGCCUUGUCUGCAGGUGGGCCAGGAACAGAAGCACACCUAUCUGCCCCUGGAGGUGUGCAACAUUGUUCCUGGACAGCGCUGUAUUAAAAAACUAACUGACAACCAGACAUCGACCAUGAUCAAAGCAACAGCCCGCUCCGCCCCAGACAGACAGGAGGAGAUCAGCAGACUGGUGAGAAGUGCAAAUUACGAGGCCGACCCGUUCGUCCAGGAGUUUCAGUUCCGCGUGCGAGACGAGAUGGCUCAGGUGACGGGCCGCGUCCUGCCGGCCCCCAUGCUGCAAUAUGGUGGCAGAGUGAGCUCUGAGCCAUUUAUGUCCCAGCAGAUCAACCCUGCACUGUCGUUGCAGAACCGCACGGUGGCCACACCCAGCCACGGCGUGUGGGACAUGAGGGGGAAGCAGUUUCACACCGGAGUGGAGAUCAAGAUGUGGGCCAUUGCCUGCUUUGCCACCCAGAGGCAGUGCAGAGAAGAGAUCCUUAAGAGCUUCACUGACCAGCUGCGUAAAAUCUCAAAGGAUGCUGGGAUGCCAAUCCAAGGCCAGCCAUGUUUCUGUAAAUAUGCCCAGGGAGCGGACAGCGUGGAGCCCAUGUUCAGACACCUGAAGAACACCUACGCGGGGCUGCAGCUCAUCAUCGUCAUCCUGCCAGGGAAAACGCCCGUCUACGCUGAGGUGAAGCGGGUGGGCGACACCCUCCUUGGCAUGGCAACCCAGUGUGUGCAGGUGAAGAACGUAGUGAAGACGUCCCCUCAGACCCUCUCCAACCUUUGCCUCAAGAUCAACGUCAAGCUGGGAGGAAUCAACAACAUCUUGGUUCCACACCAACGGCCCUCUGUGUUCCAGCAGCCUGUCAUCUUCCUCGGGGCGGAUGUCACUCAUCCUCCAGCAGGAGACGGGAAAAAGCCAUCUAUUGCAGCGGUGGUGGGCAGCAUGGACGCCCACCCCAGCAGGUACUGCGCCACGGUGCGGGUCCAGAGACCAAGACAGGAGGUCAUCCAGGACCUGGCCUCCAUGGUGCGAGAGCUCUUGAUCCAGUUCUACAAAUCGACCCGCUACAAACCAACCAGGAUCAUCUUCUACAGGGACGGCGUGUCAGAGGGGCAGUUCAGACAGGUGCUGUACUAUGAGCUGCUGGCCAUCAGGGAGGCUUGCAUCAGUCUAGAGAAGGAAUAUCAGCCGGGGAUUACUUACAUCGUUGUGCAGAAACGCCAUCACACGCGUCUCUUCUGUGCAGAUCGCAACGAGCGGGUUGGACGAAGUGGAAACAUUCCUGCUGGCACCACAGUGGACACAGACAUCACCCACCCCUACGAGUUUGACUUUUACCUCUGCAGUCACGCUGGAAUCCAGGGUACGAGCCGGCCCUCCCACUACCACGUUCUGUGGGACGACAACUGUUUCACCGGCGACGAGUUCCAGCUCCUCACCUACCAGCUGUGCCACACCUACGUGCGCUGCACGCGCUCCGUCUCCAUCCCGGCUCCAGCUUACUACGCCCACCUGGUGGCCUUCCGGGCCCGCUACCACCUUGUUGACAAAGAGCAUGACAGUGCGGAGGGCAGCCAUGUUUCAGGGCAGAGUAACGGCAGGGACCCCUCAGCGCUGGCCAAAGCUGUCCAGAUCCACCACGACACACUGACCACCAUGUAUUUUGCCUGAACGUCCUUCCUCACCCCCACUCGACUUCCCGCCAUCUUUCCCAGCCAGUCUGCAUUGCGCAGAGUGGCCCCGCCCCAGUGGCGGCGCAGCUCUGGCCAUCGCCUGCUGUAAGGAUGCCGUGAGCCGGAGAGGAGUUACAGCUACGUUAUGCAAUCUGAAACCAGCCAAUCGUUUUGCAUCUCUCCGUCGGCUUCACCUCCUCUGCUCGCCUUUCAAUUCUGGCGGCAGCGCAACGUUUUUCCCGCUUUCUUCCCUCCUGGUGUUAAAGGAAAAAGCUGAAUUGCGGAAACAAAAACUGAAGAUUUUUUUGGUGCACAGGGGAAAGUGGAACUAGUGAAGAGCCUUACGUUGAGCCUCUUACUGAUUUACAAUGUAGACGGUUUUACAUGUUUUGACUUUUCAGCUUGUCUAGAUACAAUACUGUCUUUGUGGUUUCCCCUCUUUCAAAUGUGCGGCUGCCACGGCAACCGAAUGCCCCUAAAAACUAAAGCAUGAUCUUUUUUUUGUUGUUGUUUUUUUUCCCAUUUACGGCAGGCGACCUCAGCGGUUCUUCUUCUGUGUCCCUUUAAGCCAGUGGCUCCCCUCAUUCAUUCAGCCAGACCGUAAGACGCAUAGCACUGAAUGGAAUGACUUUUAAUUUCUUUUUUACAACAAUGCCACGUAGAGCCAUCGAUGAAGCAUUGUACGUCGCAUGAGGCCUUAACGCGAGGCGAGCUGCAUGAAGCUGCUGUUGGAAUACAAUGCCACGGCCUCUCUCUCUCUCUCUCUCUCUCUCUCUCUCUCUCUCUCUUAGUUCUGCUUGUGUUCUACCAGACCCAGGUGUACGUGUUACUCUUCUUUCUGUCUGUGAAUCGUCUGACCGAAAUCAACACUCAGCAAUAGAUCCGAGUAGAGCCGUUUAUAUCCUCUCACGGCCACAAGUCUGAGGACUCUUUGCGGUUUUGGGACGAAUAACUAACCAAUUUUUUAGUUGUCAAGAAAAAAACCUCCAGAGAGAGAGCGGGUCCAGCGGUGGAUUGUUUUUAGCAAGUAUUGGUGAGGUAAAACUUUGUUAGAGUGACUUUUGGCAAGUGAUGGUGAAUUAGGAUUCAGGAACGUGGACGUGCCGUAUUUGACCUUCUGGGGGACGAGUAGGACGGACGCUGCAGACCAUGUUCGGUCCGAUAAAACAAAGUGCCUGAGGUGUGCGGCUGGAUGGAAAGCUCCUCGUGGUGUGCAGGUGAACCAUUUAGUGAAACGCUGCGGUCCGACAGUCCUGCUAUAAAGUUGACUCUUAUGUUUUAGUUCAGUUUUUUUUAACGUUUCUGGCGAUGUCAACAGGAAGUGAACUUUGUAAAGGUGGACGUGACGGCAGGCGUGGACGGUAUGGGACUGUUAGUGUACAUGGACGCGUGUCCUGACACGAUGCCGCUCACUUUAUGUUCACACCUCGGUCUUUGUCACCUACUUUUAGCUUUGCUGUGUUUGUCCUCAGAGGAAGUCUGGCUUUCAGUUUAAUGUCUUUAACAGUUCACAGUAGGGAAGUAACUAAUGAUUAUUUUCACUGUGGACUCCUCGUUUUGUCUGAAUGUCAGAAACGUGCGUUGUUAUUUCCCACAGGCUGUGGAGAUGUUUCGAAGGUCUUGUUUUGUCUCCCCAAUGGUUUGAAACUCGCAAGAUAACGUUUACAUCACAUGACAAAGAAAAACAUCAAAGUUCUCACAAUUGGGAGGUUUUUUUUGCUUGAAAAAGAUGAACUGAUCAUGGAAAUGGACUCCAUAAAUGUAUUUUACCGUCAUUAUGCAGUCAGGAACUGAUUUUCUGCUACAUUUGGACACUGGUUGCUAAUCAAUCCCAAAUAAUAUCACAUAAACCUCAAGAAGUCAACAUUAUGAAUUGUAUCCAUAGUUGUCAUGCCUUUAAUCAGUACUUUGGUUUUUGGGUGGCCAGCUGUUGAAUGUGGUCAGUCGUGGCCUUGCAGUAUAGUCAUCACUUGGACCAAACCAAUGUGCCUGGUCGGGGGGUGGGGGUGGGGGGGGGACUUGGGGGCGAGGCCUUGCAGCAUCUAGCUGAUCUACUGUGUACGGCUUACUGUGCAAGCCACAUGUCACCAGAACCAAACCGAAGCUGCUACAAGGAAAACACGUUAAUUUAAUAUUUCAUCAGAUACCUAUAGGCUAUAUAUUGAUACAGAGAGAUUAAGAGAAUAAUGGUAUUUUACUGCACUUAAAGAGUUGUUUUUAUGGUUGGACAGAGACGGACUUGUUGGAAGUCACAUUUUAAUUCUAAGGAUUCACCCGAGCAGCUCGUCUGCAUCUGUUGUCACGUUGGAGCUGUUUCACAAUGUCAGACAUUACCAGCAAUUUUGUUUUACUUGAAGAUAAUUAGUCGUGGGCAUGUGUAACCUUGUUGGCUGGUGUUUUGUACGUCUACAUGGAGCCUUAUUACCCUGUGACGGCUCAUAAUAAUAGGUAGAGUAAAUCCACCUCUGGAGCCGGUGGGCGGGACAUCACAUGCCUCCUGUCCUCGACAAAUAGAAAGCCUUUUUAAGUUUGGAUUUAGAUAUAUUUAUAUGUAGAGGUAUUAAUGUAAUGCACGCACCACUUAUUUUUUUCUAACAAAGUCCUGUUUGAACCGGGAGCCGUAUGGAGAUAUAGCGUUCAAUAGUUGUGGUGGUCUGUGAUUUGAUGAUGCAAUAGGUUUACUCGUUUGACAAGGCGAACGAUGGGUGAUCGCGGCGUGGCGGAAAGCGCCGGGGGAGCGUUUAUCUGGUAGCACGCGGGAUCGGAUGAACCAUCAACCCUUCUCCAGGAGGACGGCCUGCGAAGAACUGCCUCUGCUGUUGGUUUAUCAUCUCUAAAGCGCAUCGAUUUCUCAAUGCACUUGCUAAGUGAAGUCUUUUAUUUUUAGUAUUAUUCUCGCAUAUUCAUAAAGAGGAGCAGGAGGAGGGUUGAAAGUUCAUCUCCGGACUGAUUUUAUCCGUAAACAGACUGUGCCUUUUCCUGAUGGUGCUGAAAAAAACAAAACAACUAAGUAAAUCAAAGAUCUUAACUUUCAGAGAAAGGCCCACAGGCCUGAGUCUACAUUGAUGAGUAUAUAUUGAUACAUGAUAAUACUGUAAGGCGUGAGUGUGUGCAUCUAUGUAUUUGUGUGUGUGUGUGUGUGUGUGUGUGUGUGUGUGUGUGUGUGUGUGGAUACCCCCUACAUAUGCCAAGAACACAAAAUAUGCAGAACUGAUCAGUGUGGAGCUGACCGGACCAAAAGGCCUGUGGGGAUCGGCACUCUCAAGCACAACCCAAAAACAUUUCUAACCAAUAACAUGAAAUCCUAGGGGGACCGUCCCGACUCGAGCUGACAAGUAGCUCAGUUUAGACGGGAUGUAGCAUUUAUUUAUUUCUAUAGAGACAUGAAGCCUCCCUUACUGCCUUCACACCAGUCCUUUUGCUCCUUUUGCUUCAUUGAGAUGUUCAUUUUGAAUGGACGGCAAUAAUGACGCAGUCCUUAACGUUUCUGUGCAAUCACGUUGUCGCAUGUCUCUAUCUGACACCCCCCCCCCCCCCCCUUUUAGUUCCUCCUUCGUCUUUACUUUGACAUUAGGGGACCUGCGACAGCUCUUCCAUUGAGUUGUUACUCCUCGAGUGCCCGGUUCCCCCCAACGACGCGUCUUUAACCUUCUGUGCUUGGCUGCAUAUCGUACACAAAGAAAACAAUGUUUGGGUUUCACAGUAUAUUCAUGUCUUUUGCCUGAUUAUUAAAUGAUGUCACUUUUAGAAGUAAAACUGUACUUUUUUUUUUUUGUCUUCACGCUUAAUCUGAUCCUGGUCCUAAAUUGAGCCUUUUUAUUUGGUUGUCAUAUUUAAUUUUUUUUUAAUAAAUACUUAAUGUAUGUAA
Molecule: messenger RNA, 6984 nt
Organism: Pungitius pungitius (ninespine stickleback)
Lineage: Eukaryota; Metazoa; Chordata; Actinopteri; Perciformes; Gasterosteidae
Gene: ago3b
Product: argonaute RISC catalytic component 3b
Exons: 20
Coding region: 466-3114 (882 amino acids)
Biological process (GO): regulatory ncRNA-mediated post-transcriptional gene silencing
Molecular function (GO): single-stranded RNA binding; RNA endonuclease activity; protein binding
Source: RefSeq, a predicted model, not a curated record